AUGCGUGCGGCCGCGGAGAGUGCCUCUCGCGCCUCAGCAGCAGGCGGUUUUUCGCCUGUUGUCGUGGAUCCUCCACGUGGUGAGUCACAACGUGCGACAGGUACAUCCGUUGCGUCUGCAGCGGGUACCUCGAAUCGUAAUCAAGACGAGUCUGAGAUAGAGCUCAUCUAUUCCGGCGAGUCGGAUGAUGCAUCCGACUCGAUGGCGACUCCUCACACCUCGGGAUCACCCGGGACGGACGCUGCAAAAGCCAGGCUGACUGGCUCUGGUCAGCGCGGCAGUAUCAUGACCGAAAUCUUCGGAUCGUUGGUUGUUCCGAAGAAUCUCCGUCCCAUGCAAGUCCAUCCAACGACAGGACGCGUGGGGAUGGUGGUGGUGCACCUAUACAUCACCACGAGCGAAGUAAUUCAAGGGAUUAAGCUACCACUGGUGCCAGUGCUCUUGCUGGAUCUAAUCAAGAGGCCAGAAACCGAAAUGUCCUGCGCCACGCCCCUCAAGUGGAGUCACUUUAAAUGCCAUCAUCCAAGGAGUUGGAUCAAGUGA
Peronospora matthiolae is the source of this 543-nucleotide messenger RNA. The record is from the annotation of a GenBank genome assembly. Lineage: Eukaryota; Oomycota; Peronosporomycetes; Peronosporales; Peronosporaceae.